UUUGUUACAUAUUAGUCACCGUCAUUGUUUUUGUUUCCGCCGAGAACURCAGUAAUAAGUUGCACUCCGCCCGCCGACCACCACCGUCGUCGUAAAAUAUCAUAUUUUCGUCAGACCAACAAGCAGUGUACGCGCGCGUAUUAUCAACGAUAUUUUAAUAUUAUCGCGUGUGUAUCGUUAUUCGUUAAAAGUAUUUAAUGAGUACCGCAAAUACGAAGACUCCAACAUGAGGGCUAGCGGAUUUUUAAAGUCAAUGGAACCAAAAAUUAUAAAGGAAGAAGCAAUUGAAAGGGAUUCCGGUAUUCCCGUAGACGAUCCAGCAAUAAAUAAUAACAACAACAAGGAAUCCGCAUUCAGAAUUCACAUUCGUAAAUCAAAAAUCAAAUCCAAAGACACUGGUUUCUCGUCGACGCCCACUAGCGAUUCGUCGGGCGAACACUUACUGAGCCCAACGCACCCGUUACCGGCGCGAAUCGACGUCGAAUCCGAAAGUUCGAGUCCACCAUCCGAAACAUUCAGGAAUCACUCCAAACUCAAGAGGUUUCUUACCACACUAGUGCAAUUCAGUGGACAAAUAUCGCCGCAGACAAGUGAACGAGUUAAGGGUCAGAUAUUCUCCCUAGUGAACAAUUUGAUAAGUGUUGAAGAAUUUCAUCAUAAUAUACAAGAAAUGACCAACUUCCCAUUACGACCAUUCGUACUGCCAUUUUUAAGGACUCACCUACCUUCACUACAACGUGAUCUGCUGUUAAUGGCUCGUAACAACAAACAGGUAAAGCAACUCAUUGCAAAGGAUUCGAUGAACGAGAUACGGCAUCAGGCCAUGAUAGAGUUGCAAAAGCUCGUGUUGGCCGCCGAAAAUAAAAUGAUCGAACUGGUGGCCGCGGAGAGGACGAAAAUGACGACAAACAACUGCAGGAGCUCAGCGUCCGGCUCGGCCAGUCUGCAGAUAUCGCCGUCGUUGAUUUCGCAGUACAACGAUGCCAGCAUGUAUGUAGACUUCUAUUCAUCGUCUUACAUUCUUAUGCAAUGGGUGCACUGGGUUUGA
This is a messenger RNA of Diuraphis noxia (Russian wheat aphid), 1048 nucleotides long. RefSeq names its product transcriptional corepressor CBFA2T3-like. NCBI's taxonomy places the organism in Eukaryota, Metazoa, Arthropoda, Insecta, Hemiptera, Aphididae. Gene Ontology annotation, cellular component: nucleus. The record is from RefSeq and is a predicted model, not a curated record. Gene Ontology annotation, biological process: DNA-templated transcription; negative regulation of DNA-templated transcription. Gene Ontology annotation, molecular function: transcription corepressor activity.